This is a messenger RNA of Choloepus didactylus (southern two-toed sloth), 2586 nucleotides long. RefSeq names its product ETS translocation variant 3. The record is from RefSeq and is a predicted model, not a curated record. The coding region runs from base 991 to 2526 and encodes 511 amino acids. The transcript is spliced from 5 exons. Lineage: Eukaryota; Metazoa; Chordata; Mammalia; Pilosa; Megalonychidae. Gene Ontology annotation, molecular function: DNA-binding transcription factor activity, RNA polymerase II-specific; sequence-specific DNA binding. Gene Ontology annotation, biological process: regulation of transcription by RNA polymerase II; cell differentiation. Gene Ontology annotation, cellular component: nucleus.
CGGGGGGAGCACAGCGCCAGACUGCGUACCUCGUUCAUCGGGGAAUGGUCGCAACCUCAGGAAGGGAAAGGGGCCUAGAGUUUGCGAAGUUGAGUCCAGUGGUUCUUUGGACAGUGCGUCCUCGGAGUGAAUUUUUGAAAGCGUGCAGAGGCCUCCGGGGCUGCUGGCAGGAAGGCCUGUUGCAGGAGAAAAUCAGGGAGCUGAGUAUCAAGAGAGGGCUUCCUGAGGAGGUCAUCGUUGCUGCAGGGUUUGGAUCCCGGAGUCGUAAUGACCAAAGGAAUUUCUGUGGCGCAGGGCAAAGGCCCCACGAUCUGGCAGAGCAGUCUAUUAAGUAGUUAGAGGCCAGGGCAGCUAGCUUGCUGGAGCGGUGGGGAAAUUGGUGUUUUUCCUCCCUCAUUGUCACUGAGAUGGGAGCAGCCCGGAGAGGAAGCUCCAGCCCCAGCUCUGGUGCUUUGUUGUUGUAUAUCUUGUGUGUGUGUGCGUGCAUGUAUGUUUGUUUUCUCGUUCCUUUGGGGUACUUAUCUCAUCCUUGGCCCCUGGUAGUAUGAUAGGCUGAAACUUGCUGGUCUCCUUAUUGUGUAUAGUGAGAAAAACGUUUUAAGGGGCAAGAGGAAUUCUAGGUUAGAUAAAAUUUCCAAGAUGAGGAAUUUGUCCCCACCCCACCCUGGGGCCACCGUAUGCCUGCAUUCCCUUGAGACUCUUGCUAAUGUGGAUGCUGAGGACCUAUCACCACCAUUCCACCUCCCAACAAAGAGGGUGUAUCUGCCCUCUCCUGUCCCCAGCUCCCUCUGGAAGUUUAACCUCUCCCUCCUUUUUGCUAAAUGACUGACUGACACAAAGGUACUUGCUGCUAGGAACAGGAAAUGUGUUGAAGAACUGUUAAUCUGGAUGGAAUGAAUUGAGAUCACACCAAGACUCCCUCUGAAGGUUCCCGGAAAUGCCUGCUUUUUUGCCUUCCCUUUAAAGGGAGAGAAAAACAGGUGGGUGAAAAUGAAAGCAGGCUGUAGCAUCGUGGAAAAGUCAGAAGGAGGUGGAGGAUAUCAGUUUCCUGACUGGGCCUAUAAAACAGAGUCAUCCCCAGGCUCCCGGCAGAUCCAGCUGUGGCACUUCAUCCUGGAGCUGCUGCAGAAGGAAGAGUUCCGCCAUGUCAUUGCCUGGCAGCAGGGAGAGUAUGGGGAGUUUGUCAUCAAGGAUCCAGACGAGGUGGCCCGCCUCUGGGGCCGCAGGAAGUGCAAACCACAGAUGAAUUAUGACAAGCUGAGCCGGGCCCUCAGAUAUUAUUACAACAAGAGGAUCCUUCAUAAGACAAAAGGCAAAAGGUUUACUUAUAAAUUUAACUUCAACAAGCUGGUGAUGCCCAACUACCCAUUCAUCAACAUUCGGUCAAGUGGUGUGGUUCCUCAGAGUGCGCCACCGGUGCCAACAGUGUCUUCCCGGUUCCAUUUUCCACCUCUGGACACCCAUUCUCCAACUAGUGAUGUGCAGCCAGGGCGGUUCUCUGCUAGCUCCCUAACUACUUCUGGCCAGGAGUCUUUGAGUAAUGGGACUGACAGAAAGGCAGAGCUUUCGGAGCUGGAGGAUGGCUCAGCCACAGACUGGCGCAGGGGCGUGGAUCUCAUGCCCUCCCGGAAUGCUGUCGGUGGAGGCGGAAUUGGUCAUCCAAAACGCAAGCCUGACCUAAUGCUUCCUCUGUUCACUAGGCCAGGGAUGUAUCCUGAUCCCCACAGUCCCUUUGCUGUCUCUCCAAUCCCUGGCCGUGGAGGUGUCCUUAAUGUCCCCAUUUCACCAGCCCUCUCCCUGACUCCCACCAUCUUCUCCUAUAGCCCCUCACCAGGCCUGAGCCCCUUCACCAGCAGCAACUGCUUCUCCUUCAACCCUGAGGAAAUGAAACACUACCUUCAUUCUCAAGCCUGUUCUGUGUUCAACUAUCACCUGAGUCCCCGGACUUUUCCCCGUUACCCAGGGCUCAUGGUUCCACCCCUACAGUGCCAAAUGCAUCCUGAGGAGUCAGCCCAGUUUUCUAUCAAGCUGCAGCCCCCACCAGUUGGGCGGAAGAACCGGGAGAGGGUCGAGAGUGAGGAGUCAGCACCUGUCACUGCUCCCACAAUGGCUGCAGUCCCUCCAAGAAUUAAGGUGGAGCCUCUCUCUGAAAAGGAUCCUGAGAGUCUCAGGCAGUCAGUACGAGAAAAAGAGGAGCACUCUCAAGAAGAGGGCACAAUGCCAAGCCGGACCAUAGAAGAGAAAAGCACCAUCUUUGCCCGCCCAGCCGCACCUCCCAUCUGGCCCUCUGUACCCAUUAGCACCCCAAGUGAAGAACCCCUACAGGUGACUGACGACAGUGAGGACAGGCCUGGUAAAGACUCCAGCGUACCCGAGAAGAAAGAAGAUGCCCUGAUGCCCCCCAAGCUUCGAUUAAAGCGGCGCUGGAAUGAUGACCCAGAAGCCCGAGAGCUGAGUAAGAAUGGCAAGUUCAUCUGGAAUGGGUCAGGACCCCGGGGCUUGGCAGCAGCAGCUGCUGAUGCUUAGGACUGGAAGUAGAUUGGAAGCUGUUUAUAUUAUAAUCAAAUACAUACUGUAUUUAUGUAG